Messenger RNA from Centropristis striata (black sea bass), 3683 nucleotides. It is a transcript of the gene shrprbck1r, whose product is annotated as sharpin and rbck1 related. Gene Ontology annotation, biological process: protein linear polyubiquitination; positive regulation of canonical NF-kappaB signal transduction; proteasome-mediated ubiquitin-dependent protein catabolic process. The transcript has 14 exons. Lineage: Eukaryota; Metazoa; Chordata; Actinopteri; Perciformes; Serranidae. Gene Ontology annotation, cellular component: LUBAC complex. Gene Ontology annotation, molecular function: ubiquitin binding; ubiquitin-protein transferase activity. Bases 364 to 2484 code for a protein of 706 amino acids. The record is from RefSeq and is a predicted model, not a curated record.
AAGUGAAAGCAUACGCAUCAACAACACACUCGGCGUCAAACUAUUAUCAAUAAGGUUGGUGUCAGAAAGGUAAGGACCAUGCCGAAGAAUAGUGUUGUCGGUUUGCAGCCUAAAAGAAACACUAAAUCCGCCUGAAACGACGCUGUAGCGAAAACGGAAGAAGAGAGAAGUGAAACCUAGACUUUUUGGAAGUCGCUCCAAACAGUUGACAGACUCUCUACGCACUUGCUUCCUGUUGUCAGUGUGGCUAAUAAACAUCCAGCGACGCGAUACAAUGUAAGAAAGCAGAGGACAGGUAACUACAGGAGGUGAACAACCCGCCGGACACCGUGUGUUUGUUUUCUACAUGAGCGUGUCUGCAGGAUGUCGCUGAGUUCAGGCGGCUGGACCCACACUCCGGACCAGUCCGCCGCCCUCCCCGCACACUAUGGGGCCUCGCAGUCACAACUUGGCUGCCAAACCGUCCUCAUGUCGGUUCGGGUGUCGGUGUGCCAUUCUGGUAUUCGGCCGCUGUGUCUUCCUGGAGCAGGUGAUGAGUCACUCCGCCUGCAGCUCAGCAUGGACCCGGGGAAAUCCGGGGAAUUCCGGCUGUCGCUCCAAGACAGCAGCGGGACUGGCCGGAGUGUGACCAUCGCUGAAUUUGAUUUGAGGACAGUAAACUAUGAGGUGAAGUCACCUAAGUGCCACGAGCUGAGUUUGGCAGCGCCUCCACAUGACCGCAUUAGCUUCAACUUCCGCUGUGAGCAGGAGGCCCAGGAGUGGGCUACGGUGGUGAUGUCCUCACUGAGAGAAGCACACAGAGUCAUCCCUCAAGAUAAUGGUCCACAGCGCCCCCUGGAUGGUCUCCAUCUUCAGAAAACCUUGGCCUUGCAACGAACAGAGGAAACCUGCAUAGAGCUGACUCGAGCCAUAGAAGCAGGUGACAUGCAGUCUGCUUCUCUCUUUGCUGCCACACUUGCCCGACAAAAUGUCGCACUCAAGAUUCAGCCCUCGACCAAAGACUAUGAAGACACUGAAAUCAACUUGACUGUAGCUGUUGAGGAUUCCUCUUCGUCUUGUUGUGUCACUGUGAAAGUUUUCCCACAUAUGACCACCGCAGCACUGAAACAGCAGGUGUUUCUUGAGUAUGGCUUUCACCCGCGGGUGCAGCGCUGGGUGAUCGGCCAGUGUCUUUGCACCGACCAGCGCUCUCUGGCCUCAUAUGGGGUUCGGCAGGACGGUGACACAGCCUUCUUGUACCUCCUGUCUGCCCGUCAUGCUCGCUUGACCCUCCAAGUCCUCCAGCAGGACCAGGAGAGUGCUCUCCUGCUCAAUCCUCCCGGUCUGUCAUCUUUCACCACUCCUAACCUCACUGCUGCCUCUGCAAAUGGCCCUUCAUCUUUAGACCGGAGACCUUACUCCACUCUGCCUCCCAGACUCAGCAGCGGCAGCACUGGUGGGUCAGAGAGAGGAAACAUCAGUGAGAUCAGAGAUCUCAUUAACCUAGAGAUGCCACAACUCAAUAAAGCACUGAGCCCCAACACAGCAUCAUCCCAGGGUUGGUCGUGUCCUUCUUGCACUUACAUUAACAAACCGACUCGGCCGGGCUGUGAGAUCUGCAGCACAAACCGCCCUGAGAACUACAUCGUCCCAGGGGGAUACCGACCUGAUGCACUGGAACUCAGACGGAUCCAGCAGGAGAAGGAGGCUAUCAGACAGUACCAGCAGGCGAGGGAAGCGGAGCGCAGGGAGAAUUUUGCCCGGCUGGUGAUGAUGGAUGGACAGGACCUGCUGCCUAACCCAGAGCCUGUGGACUGUAGGAUCUGCUACGUGGACCUGCAGCCUGGACAGGGGGUCCUGCUGAGGGAGUGUCUCCACUGCUUCUGCAGAGAGUGUUUAUGUUCAGUCAUCAUGCUGAGUGAGGAGCCAGAGGUGGCCUGUCCCUACAGAGAUGACACAUACUCCUGUACCUGCUCCCUGCAGGAGAGGGAGAUCAGAGCUCUGGUGCCAGCAGAGGAGUAUGAACGCUGGCUGCAAAGAGGACUGUCAGUGGCAGAGUCUCGAUGUGAGGGCAGCUACCACUGUGCCACCCCAGACUGUCCAGGCUGGUGUGUGUACGAGGACACAGUCAAUGUCUUCCACUGCCCUGUCUGCAGGAAGCACAACUGUCUGAUUUGCAAGUCUAUCCACGAGGGAAUGAACUGUAAGCAAUACCAGGAUGAUCUUGCAGCCCGCGCUAUAAAUGACUCUGCUGCCAGGAGGACGACACAUCUACUCAAGACUCUUGUGCAGUCAGGGGAGGCAAUGCACUGUCCCCAGUGUGGCAUCAUAGUGCAGAAGAGGGAUGGAUGUGAUUGGCUGCGCUGCACUGUCUGUCACACUGAGAUAUGCUGGGUAACCAGAGGACCUCGCUGGGGGCCACAGGGUCCUGGAGACACCAGCGGAGGAUGUCGCUGCAACGUCAACAACCAGAAAUGCCAUCCUAAAUGCCAAAACUGUCACUGAAAAUCUCAAGAGUGGUAAGAUUAUGAAAGGGAAUGAGAGACGCAGCUUAAAAUCUUUAAUUCUCUUAAACAGAGAAAAGAGGUGAAUAAAAAAGUAUUUAAGCAGAAACUGCAGGACUGUUACAUACAACACAUCCUCCUUGUUAUAACUGGAGACAUUCUCAGCUUCUUCUCAGCACAGGUCUAACCACCGUUUCUCUUGGCUUUUACUGCCAUCAGAAUAAUGUGAUUUUUAAUAGUCAAUUUUCAGAAUGAAUGAUCACAUGUGACUGUAGUGGUGAUAAGAGUGGUUAUAGGUAUGCAUGGAGAGAGUAUUAACUUUACAAUGACUGCAUUGCAGAUGUAGAGGUGUGUUGUUUUCUGUUUUGGUAGUUGCAUACCAGGAUGCAUAGCAUUAUUAAACUGAAAAGGCCUUAUUCUUGUGCACAAACGCUGUAGCAGGGUGUUUAAGAUGACAUUUUCUGGGAAACGUGACAAAAUCCUCGUUGUGUCCUUGAUAUGCAAUUUUUCUGCAUAGAGACAGAUCAAACUAGUGUGUGGAGUUACAUAUAUAGUUAUUUUACCGUGUGAAAGUCUGACUGCCAAAGAGGUUUGAAAUGUGUCUGAUUGUUAAUCCGAGUCUCAUGUUGUUUAACCACCUGACUCUGAGUGGAACGAGUUUGUUUGUUCAUCACUCACAUGCUUCUGUGUUUGACGAGCGGUGCAGGAGACGCUGACGUACUUCUGACCAGGUGUGAUGACAUCAUCAGUGAUCAGCAGAGUGUACUGAUUUACAGGCGCAUGUUAAUUGCAAUACUUGAAUACUUUGUGUGGAGGCACAUGUAAACACAUUUUGUCAAUAAGCUCAUCUUCCUGUUCAGUAACUCAAAAAUGAUUGGGUGCAGAUGGUGAUAUUAAUAACAUGUUUUUUAAUAAUGUGAAAGCUUUCUUACAGUGAUAAUAUUUUAAUAUUAAUUCAUCUAUGCAUGAAUAUGUUAUUUUAAUGGAAGUCAAAAACGUAUCCACUUAACCAGGAUAAGAGCAUGUAGGCUCACAAACUGCAGUGUGUGUGACCCUCCAGACUCUGCCCUGACUACACUACUGCCCCGCACUGACAAGCCAUCAACCAGUCUUCACUGUUACUGACUGUUAAUAUAUCAGCUCUGUGUUGCUGAUGUACAGUUGUGCCUUAAUUAUCAAUAAAUACACUCUAAACUCACA